This is a messenger RNA of Closterium sp. Naga37s-1, 3168 nucleotides long. Lineage: Eukaryota; Viridiplantae; Streptophyta; Zygnematophyceae; Desmidiales; Closteriaceae. The record is from the annotation of a GenBank genome assembly.
AUGGCAGCUGCUCCAUCGCUCGCGUCCUCGCACAUUCUCCUAUUUAACUCGCGCUCUUCCGCGGCGGCUCUCGUUCCUACCUUUAACCCCUAUCAUCCUUCUCAGUGCUUUCUCUCCAUCCCCCUGGCCUCGCCUCUCUCUUCGUAUUUACUCCCCGCUCACUCCCUUCCUGCUGCUCGUUCUAGACUACACUUCGGAAUCCCUGAAUUUUCCGCCGACCGCCUUCGUGGAAUUUGCUUCCGCGUCCGCGGCGGCGGCGGCGCCUCGGCAUUCCGACGUGGCAUUCACGUGUCCCCACACGGAGUUUCAUUGGCUGCGGUCGGCGUGCCGGCCGCGCAUCUAGGUCUCCGCGUUUCGCGCGGCGCUCGAAUAAACUGGCAGCGGGGAAGAGUUAGGCGAGAGUGCAGAGGCCGCGCAAACGCAGCAGACUGCAGCGGGGAAAAUGGCGAGCGGGACACUACUGAGGGGAGGAAUCCUGACCCUUGGGGAAAUCCCCCGGAGGCAUACCCAGAGACCGCCGAAGCACCAACAGCAACAGCAGCAAGAGCGGAAGUGUUGACGUCUGGCGGAGGUGGCGGAGAUGGCGGAGAUGGUGGGAACUGGACGGAGGUUGCGGGUGUGGGUGCGCGGGUGAAGGCGGAGCAGGCGGAGGAGCACGAGGGGAGUGUGACAGAGUGGGGAGCAGACGAGGAGGCGGAAGAUGCGGAGGGAGAGGGGGGCUCAGAGGAGGAAAGUGAGGGGGAGUGGGAGGGGGAGGAGGGGGAGGACGGUGGGGAGAGGGAUGGGGAUGGGAAUGGGGAUGGGGGCAAGGAGGCGAUUCGGCGGGAGAGAAUCAGCGAGGCGAACAGAGGGCGCGUGCCGUGGAACAAGGGCAGGCGGUGGAGCGAUGGUGAGCGACACGAGGGGGGAGGGGAGAGGGGGAGAGGGGAAGCUGGCGGUCAAAAGGUGCGCGCGCGGAUAAGGGAGCGCACCAAGGUGGCCAUGAGCGACCCCAGCAUCCGCGCGCGCCUCAAGGAGCGCGGCCACCGCCAGAGGUGCGCACAGGGGGAGGUGGGGGAGGGGGAGGUGGGGGCAGGGGGAGGUGGGGGCAGGGGGAGGUGGGGUAAGGGGGGGGUGGGGGCAGGGGGAAAGAGGUGCAGGCAUAGGCAGAGAUACUACUCCUCCAAAUGCAGCUCCUUGUUGCUCACAGUUUGCAAGCAUCGCCUGCAGCUAUCGCUCCCCCACACCCACCGCUGCCUGCCUCUCAUGCACCCUCCUCUCUCACCUCUUCCCCUCCACACCUCCCCCACCCUCUUCUCUCCUCCCUCCCGCCCCCCACCCGUCCCCAUCCCACUGCAUUCACACACCUUUCUCCCAUCUCCUCUUUCCCCAACCUCUCCAUCUCCUCCCUCGUCUCCGCCCCCACCGCCCCAUUCCCCCCUUCCCCGGCCCCCCUCUCCCCCGUGCUCUCACUGCCCCCGCGCGCCUGCGCCCAGUGUGGAGACGCGCGCGCUGAUAGCAGCAAAGCUGCGCGCCAACUGGCAGCAGCGCCACGAGCACAUGGCGCUGGUAACCGCGCUGCGCCAGGAGUGGCAUGCGGAGCUGGCGCGCGCUGCAGCGGCGGGCGGCGCGGGCGAGAGAGCCCUGGUGCGGUGCCGCAACGGACGCGUGCUGUAUGCUGAUGACAUGGGGGCAGACGGGCGGAGGAGGAGGCGGUGGAGGGGAGGCGGACAAGAGGCGGACACGGAUGGGGAGGGGGACGGGGAUGGGGAGGGGAGGUGGGAAGGGGAUGGGGGGUUAGGAGGGCAGGGUGAGUUGGGUGGGGAUGGUGAGGGUGGGGAGAGGAGGAGGAGGAGGAGGAGGCAGCCUGAGAGGGUGGUUAGAGGAAAGCACAGUGAGGAGCACAGGAAGCGAAUCAGCGAAGCCAUCAAGGCCAAAUGGGCGGACCCUGAGUAUCGCAGUCGAGUGGCAUCGGCUGUUCGCCUGGCGAGGCCCAACAGCAGGAGCAGUGGCGACAGCACAAGUGGAUCCGAGAGCAAGAGCAAGAGGGCAGAGAGGCGACGAGCCACAGGCGGGGAGGGAGGAAGGCCACGCAGCAGCAGCAGGAGGAGGGGCAAGCAGGCAGCAGGGGAAGGCUCUGCUUUGCUGGGCGAUGCCAGUCCAGAGGGCACCCCUGAAGGUGCUCCUGGUAGUGGUGAUGCUGCUGAUUCCAGUGACGCUAGUUCAGCAAGACAAAGCAAGAGCGACGCAGCAAAGGCAGCAAAGGCGGCGGCCGCGGCAGAGGUGGUGGUGAUUCCAAACCCAGAUGAGGCAUUUGUUGAGCUGGUGAUGGCUGCCGAGGCUUCAGAGGAGCAGCGCGGUGGGUCUUCACAGGGGGAGGCAGGUAGUGAGGAGCAAGGGCAGGAGGGGGAUGUGGAGGGAGGAGGGAGAGGAGCGGAGGGCGAGGAGGGGGAGCGGUGGGAGGGAGGGUCGGGGGGAGUGGUGACGCCGUUUAAGCGGGUUGUGAUUGUGUCGCAGAGAGGAGGGGCGGAGAAGCGUGGGAUUGGGCUGAAGAAGAGGGGCACAUGGAGGGGUGCAGAGGGGCGAGCAGGUGUAAACAGGGAGAUGCCGUGGCAGGAGGUGCUGAGGGAAGGGGAGAAGGACGGUGGAGGGGGGACCAGCGAUGAUGGGGGUGGCGGUGGCGAUGGUGGUGAGAAUGGGGUAUUGGGUGGGGUCAAUGGGAGUAGCAGCACGGACGGCAGAAGCAGCAGCAGCAGGAGCAGUGGAGUGGGAGAUGGUAGUGGUGAGACGGACGAAACAGGCGUGUGGGACGACAGGGGUACUUCUGCUUCUGCAUCUGCGUCUGUGCCUGCAUUGGAUGCUCAGCAGAGCAUGACCCGGCACAUGGUGGCACGCAGGCGAAAGCAACUGGCAGAGAGAGCACGGGUGCUGAUGGCGGAGGCGGAGCAGGCAGCGCAGGCGCUGGCGGCGGUGGCGGGGAGGGACAACCGUGCCAUGGCCUCUCUGCUGGAGACACGGCGCUUGCUGGACGAGGCCAGGCGCGCUGUCAGGGAGGCUGAGGGGCCGCAGGGUAGUGAUGAGGGGGAGGCGAGGCAGGCAGGGCCGGGUGAGGUGGGGGAGGAGGGCGGCCGAUACGGCAGGCAGCGUGGGUGGCUUUGUGGUGUGGUGUGGUUAUGCCAUCGUCUAUAG